GGAGAGGCGGGCGGGGCGGGGCGGGCCGCGGGCCUUAUAAACGCCGGGCGCCGCCGCGUUCCGACCGGGCGGCGCUGCGUACGGGCUGCCGCGGCGGGAGCGGGCUCAGCGCUCCGAGGGAGGUUAUUUCCAACCAGAAAUCAUGAACUGGCACUUCUCACUUCUCUUUCUUCUUGGGACUUUAACAUCUGUGUGUUCCCAGUUCAGUUUUUAUCCUCUGGAGGAGCUUAGCUCUGAUGUUGGAAUCCAAGUCUUCAAUCAGAUAGUGAAAGCUAAGCCUCAGGACAAUGUAGUAGUUUCUCCUCAUGGGAUUGCAUCAGUAUUGGGGGUGUUGCAGCUGGGUGCUGAUGGCAAGACAAAGAAGCAGCUGACAACUAUGAUGAGAUAUAGUGUAAAUGCAGCUGGAAGCAAGGAGGAGAGCCAGCAUCAUGAGACCAGUCAGCUCUCCCCGGACCACCAGCAAGUGCUCCGUGGACCACCAGUGGUCCACAGAAUACAGUUUGAGAACCUCUGUUAUGGGGUUGGUAAAGCGUUAAAGAAGAUAAACAGGCUCAUAGGCUCAAAAAAGAAUAAAGACAUUGUUACAAUUGCUAAUGCCGUAUUUGCAAAGAAUGGCUUUAAAAUGGAAGUGCCUUUUGUUACAAGGAACAAAGAGGUGUUUCAGUGCAGUGUCAAGAGUGUGGACUUUGAGGACCCAAAUACAGCCUGUGAUUCCAUCAACCAGUGGGUGAAAAAUGAAACAAGGGGUAUGAUUGAUCAAGUUGUAGCUCCAGAUGAUAUUGACAGUUUAACCAGACUGGUUCUAGUAAAUGCUGUAUAUUUCAAGGGCUUAUGGAAAUCACGAUUUCGACCUGAAAACACAAAGAAACGUCCAUUUUAUGGAGCUGAUGAGAAGACCUACCAAGUUCCUAUGUUGUCCCAGUUAUCAAUCUUCCGCUGUGGUACUACAAGUACUCCAAAUGAGCUGUGGUAUAACAUAAUAGAAUUGCCGUACCAUGGGGAAAUGAUAAGCAUGUUGAUUGCUUUGCCUACGGAAAGCACAACACCACUCUCUGCUAUCAUUCCACACAUCAGCACAAAGACAAUAGGAAGUUGGAUGACAACGAUGGUAGCAAAAAGAGUGCAGGUUAUUUUACCUAAAUUUACAGCAGUAGCAGAAACAGAUUUAAAGGACCCUCUGAAAGCACUUGGUAUUACAGAUAUGUUUGAUGAGUCAAAGGCAAACUUUGCAAAAAUAACAAGAACAGAAGGUCUUCAUGUAUCUCGUGUUCUGCAGAAGACAAAAAUUGAAGUGAGUGAAGAUGGAACCAAAGCUUCUGCAGCAACAACUGCAAUUUUAAUAGCCAGAUCAUCCCCUCCUUGGUUCAUAGUAGACAGACCAUUUGUAUUCUUCAUUCGGCACAAUCCUACAGGUACAAUCUUGUUUAUGGGACAAAUAAACAAACCUUGAAUGUGGAAGACUGUCUUCAAGAAGUAAACAGACUCAUGUGACACACCCCUGUUCUGUUAAAUAUUUUGUAUGCUACUCUGACUUCACUCAAGAACUAGUGUUAACCACUGACUAGGUUUUGAAACGGGAGUCAACGUAGUUCUGGCGCUGUGGGGAAAAAUACAGAUUGAAAACUACAGUAUGUCUUUGAAAUGUCUAAAAGAUUCUCUGAACUACUGAAUGGUUACCCAUGCUAACAAACUUUUGAGCUUUUUCUGUAUCUACUAAGAAUUUUAUGUAUGGCUUUUGUGAGAGGAUUUUAACAAAGAAUGUUAAACAUUUCUAUUAAUGUUGGUUUCUUUCUUGUGUGUGGAAAAGGUCUAAUUUUGUAGAUACCCCUAUCAAGAUUACUUCUGAUUCUUGAGUAUCUUGAUACUUGGGUGUUCUUGGUAGAAAUAGAUUAAAAGUUCUAGCAGUUUUUAUUUUAUAUAGUGCAUGUAUCACGGAGAGUUUUAAAACUAAUGUGGUGUUAGAUACACAUUGCGUUGUCCUGUCUUAAUGUAAUGUAAACUUGUCAUUGCUAGAUUGCUAGUAUACACUUUCUAUUGGAUUUAAAUUUUAUAUUUGUUUUUGUACAAAGGAAAAAAUAAAACUGCAUUAUGAACAGUCAA
Numida meleagris (helmeted guineafowl) is the source of this 2100-nucleotide messenger RNA. It is a transcript of the gene SERPINE2, whose product is annotated as serpin family E member 2. The record is from RefSeq and is a predicted model, not a curated record. Gene Ontology annotation, molecular function: serine-type endopeptidase inhibitor activity. The transcript is spliced from 10 exons. Gene Ontology annotation, biological process: negative regulation of plasminogen activation; negative regulation of endopeptidase activity. Lineage: Eukaryota; Metazoa; Chordata; Aves; Galliformes; Numididae. The coding region runs from base 143 to 1450 and encodes 435 amino acids.